AUGCCCUCCCCUGAACUGGCUGGUGGCUUCAACUCCUUAGACCAGUCUUCCGUUGGUUCUCAGUCGGGCAUGCAAAACGGUUCCGGCGCGUCUGACAUGGGACCAGGAGGUGUAGACUCUCUGGAUAACGGCACGACCCAGCCCAUUAACGGACCUUCAUCGAAUUUCAUUUCCGAAGGAAAGCAGAACGCACAAGCUAAGAUGGUGGUAUCGGGAGGAGAGUCUGCGAAUGAGCCUAAUGGCACCCACCAGUCGAACGGUACAAAUGGCUCUGCGCAAAGUAGGAAACGGUCGCGCGAUGGAUCCGUCAUUCAAUCUAGCGACAUUUCUGGGACACUGACCGUUCGGACGCGUGAGACGCCCGUCGACAAGAUUCUGCUCGAUCAAUAUGUCAAUCGCGAAUUUCAAUACUCCGCGGCCGUCGCCUGGGAGAAUCCAGCUCAAGAGUUACAGCAACAGAAGCGAUCAGAGCGAGACUUCUAUCUGGCCGUGCGUCGCGAAACUCAAGGCAACCCAGCUGCUUUAUUUGGAGUGGGAUACGAAGGAUUUGGAAACCCGCGAAGCGACCUUCGGAAUCAACCUCCCCAACUAUUGUACCCGGCUCAUAGACGUCGGCCUGGGAACCGCAAAACUCGAGAACUACGAGUUUCAAGGCGGGAUAUGAAGAUUCAAAACGAGCAGAUUGAAGAUCUCGUACCUAUCCGCCUUGACAUUGAUUGGGAAAAGAUCAAGAUUCGAGAUACUUUCACUUGGAAUCUCCAUGACCGCGUCGUGUCGCCGGAUUUGUUUGCUGAGAAAUUGGUGGAGGAUCUGGGACUUUCCUUGGAAACGUCCGCUCCGUUGAUGCGUAUGAUUUCGCAGAGCAUUCAGGAGCAGAUUAUGGACUAUUAUCCCCAGAUCUACAUGCAAGAAGAGCCUCUUGACCCCCAGCAACCAUACACAGCGCAUCGGAACGAUGAGAUGCGUAUCCUGAUCAAACUGAAUAUCACUAUCGGCCAACACACGCUCAUCGACCAAUUCGAGUGGGACAUCAACGACCCGCAAAAUUCACCAGAGGAAUUCGCCUUGCGCUUGACGGACGAUCUGUCGCUGUCGGGAGAAUUUACUACGGCCAUUGCCCACUCCAUACGCGAGCAAUCUCAAUUGUUCACCAAGUCCCUCUACAUUGUCAGCCACCCCUUCGAUGGCCGCCCCAUCGAGGACCCCGACCUCAGCACAUCCUUCCUCCCAACUCCCGUGGCUUCUGCAUUCCGCCCCUUCCAGGCAGCCAAGGAGCACACACCAUACCUCUACGAACUGAACGAGGCCGACCUCGAGCGCACCGAAAUCUCGAUUUCGCGAGAGCAACGCCGCCAGAAGCGAUCUAUCAACCGUCGUGGUGGCCCAGCUCUACCAGACCUCAAAGACCGGCAACGUACUAUUCGUACCCUCAUUGUUUCCUCUGUUAUUCCCAACUCCGCACAAUCGUUCGAAGAGAGCAACGUUAUCAAGCGUUCCGGCUCUAGCCGCCGUCGUGGAUUGGCCGGAACCCGUGGUGACGACGAGUCUGAUGACUUUGAAAGUGACGACUCGGACGAAGGCUCACCGGCCAUCGGGCCCCAUCUUUCACAAGGCACUGCUCGCACAAGAGGUAUGAGAGGCGCGGCCACAGCGGCCCACGCAGCCCUGCGCGCUAGCUUGGGGCAGUCGGCCACACCCGAACCCAUCAUGCAGGAGCCCACCCGAGCAUCUUCACGGCGUCAACAACAACUGCGAGAAGAAAGUUUGGAAGAGCCUGACAAACUGGUCGUGAAGCUCAAGAUUCCACGAGAUAAAUUGGCAGAUCUCCGAAGCGGAAAACGGAUUUUCGACCCGUCCACGCAGGCUGGCGCCAUGGCACCUCCCUCCGACAAACAGAACCGACAUCAUCAUCCCCCACGACCCCAGCAGACCGGAGCCGUCGACGCACCGAACCCGCCCCAGCAGGGGGUCCCAGGACCCCCUCCACCUAGCUGGCUUCAGGCUGGCCUGACCAAGCUUAAGCAAUCCCAUCCUAAUGACUCAUUUGAAGGGGUGAUGCGUUAUUCCGCUGUGGAUACAGAGACUCUUGCGCCUGUCUCCAACCCAACCAACCUGCAAGCUGGCCAGAAGAUCAAAUAUCAAUAUUUGCCCCGUAUUCGCUGUCAUGACUGCCCUGGAAAGCUCUACACCCCCGGCCCCGGCAUGACGGUGGACAACUUUGAAGUUCACCUGCGCAACCGCCAACACAAGGAACGUGUCGAAGAACGAAUCAACAAAACUGGCAGUCUACCGGUCACCCCUGACAUGGGUGGCAGCGCCGGUGCUAGCCCAGCGCCGGGAGCAGCGACCUCUGCCUGUGCCAGUCCGGCCUUGGGUGCUUCUCCUUCUCAUGCUACAGGGCCACAGCCAUAA
Penicillium cataractarum is the source of this 2412-nucleotide messenger RNA. RefSeq names its product SWI/SNF chromatin-remodeling complex subunit SNF5. The record is from RefSeq and is a predicted model, not a curated record. The transcript is spliced from 2 exons. Gene Ontology annotation, molecular function: transcription coregulator activity. Gene Ontology annotation, biological process: regulation of transcription by RNA polymerase II; chromatin remodeling. Gene Ontology annotation, cellular component: nucleus; nuclear chromosome; SWI/SNF complex. Lineage: Eukaryota; Fungi; Ascomycota; Eurotiomycetes; Eurotiales; Aspergillaceae. Bases 1 to 2412 code for a protein of 803 amino acids.